Molecule: messenger RNA, 1788 nt
Organism: Hydatigera taeniaeformis
Lineage: Eukaryota; Metazoa; Platyhelminthes; Cestoda; Cyclophyllidea; Taeniidae
Source: the annotation of a GenBank genome assembly
AUGAAUUCAAUUCUUCCCAAGACAAUCGAUGAAUUUGGGAGUUCGGAUUACUGGAACAACUUUUUUGCCCAACGCAGUACCACUUUCGAAUGGUAUGGUGACUUCUUCACGCUUGCUGAAAUCUUUAUUCAAAAUAUCAAAAAGUCUGACUCUGUAUUGGAGGUUGGCUGUGGUAACUCCGUCCUUUCCGCUGACAUCUACGAUAAAGUUGGCUGCGCCACAUAUCUUGGUAUAGAUUAUAGCCAAGAAGCAAUUGAACAAUCUCAACAUCUCGUCUCUCCUUCUCGGCCAAAUCUGAGAUUUGAAUUAGCAGAUGUUUUCACACUCAGUUCUGAUCUAAAUCGGCUUGGACUUACCAAUAAGGAGUUUAACUGUGUCGUCGAUAAAGGCACAUUUGAUGCCAUUGACAAUGGACAAGCGAAUGUAGAUGUCAACCAGUAUUUUGGCGAAAUCGCUUCCACUCUUUCUCUUUUCGGGCGGUAUAUUUUGAUCACGUUGGCCCAAGAUCAUGUUGUCAAGCAUAUUGCUGACUACUUUCUAGACAGGGAUAGUCAGUGGAUUGUAAGCUGCUAUCAAGUGACAAAUCCAGAAGAGCGGUCUGCUGAUUCCACUUCCCUUCCGCUAUUCACUUUUGUCAUGACUAAAAUGAGGCCAUCUUCUGUUCUACCGCAACUUCGACUAAAGACUUAUGGUGACGAUCAGCCCUGUUGCUGUAUUCAGGAAGAUUUGAAGCAACGUCUCGCAGACUGGAUCAAGUAUCAUCAAAUUUCAUGUAUACUGAGUCAAAGCCAAACUAAGUCAAAAUGCGGUCGGGAAUUUGAAAUCAUCCACUCCAAAAGUGGAGUUGUUAUAUUCGUGUGCAGAAUAGCGUUUGCCGACUCAGUAACAGGCCCCACUUCUGGGAUGAAACACCACCCUAAGGCCGUGUUUCUGGUACCCCAGGUAGACGCAGAGGCUUACGUUCCUCCUGAGGCUGCACAGCCACUGCUGGAAAGCAUGGGUCAUCUCAAAUGCGCUCUCUUAGCCUUCCCCCAUCCCGCUCUUCGCUUCAUCUCUCUCGAAGCGGCCAAAGCUUCCCUUUCCGAUGGGCUUGUUGCCUCACCCCUUGCCGCUGCCGUUCGCAAUAUCUACAGAUUCAUCAGCGACGAGGUGUUCUCAGAGCCGUCGUCGAUUCUCCUCCUUGUUUGGAUUAACGUAUCUCGUCGGUUUGCUGGUGUUUUGGGUCAGGAUGGUGCCAAAUUUAUCUAUUACGGGGUACCCCCUUGCUUACACAAGGCUGUUAUGGAGUUUCUGCAUGUACAUAUUUUGGCAGAUGAUUUGAAAACUCUCAUUCAGGAGCUCUAUCCGGCUGUUCACUUUCAGGUUGAAUUAAAUGAGGGAUGUGCAUUCAUGUGCUACGAUCAACCUAGUGAAUCAUCCGAAGAAAGUUUGCUAGAAUUCCUUCAUGCGGCGGAAAAAUCUCUUAUUCCUCAAGGCAUCUGUUGCAUUCUCUCUCGAUCAACACCCAUCAACAACACACCGACCCUUGAUCGGGUGAGCCAAAUAGAACAGAAUUGCGGACCUUCACUAAAGUUACUUCUUACGCAAGACUGCGGUGCUGCUAGUAUUUAUGUAAUUUACAAGAAGAAGCACAAAGUAUCGAAGUCGAAAUUUGCGGCUCGACUUCAUCACAUCGCUCAAGAUGAAUCGACAGUGGAAAGUGCCAUACCCCUCAGCAACAAGUUAAGGGGCGUAGAGGGUUGGCUGGUUGCAGAGUACAAUUUGAUUUUUGAGAUAUUCAGCAAGUGA